UACCUCGCACAUGCCUGGUGGAUGCCACUCCAACGACCUUCUCUGGCGGCAUUGUUGGCCCCCGGACGCAGCAGGAGCCAUCUGUCCCGCUGACAAGCCGUUCCAACGUCUCCAGAGUCGGAGCCCAGCAGCAGCAUGGCCCCCACCCCGAACAAGGCGGUGAACGAGUUAGGCUGCGGCGGACUGAAAUCAGACAGAAAGCUGAGGAAGCCGCUCAUCGAGAAGAAAAGGCGAGCUCGUAUCAACGAAAGUUUACACGAGCUCAGAGCCCUGGUCGCCGACACUGACCUACAGUCAAAGAUGGAGAACGCCGAAGUUCUGGAGAUGACGGUCAAACGAGUGGAGAGCAUUAUACAAAGCCGGGCAAACGACAUGGACGCCGAGAACCGGGAGGCGUGCGAGCGCUUCGCCGCCGGCUACAUCCAGUGCAUGCACGACGUGCACACGUUCGUGUCCAGCUGCCCGGGGGUUGACCAGAGCGUCGCCGCGGAGCUGCUGAACCACCUCCUGGAGAGCAUGCCGCUCAACGGUCAGCGAGAGCUGCGGACGACGCCGCCGGACUCCGCGGCGGAGUCGCCCGUGUCCGAGAGCAUGUACGCGGCCCUGGCCUCCCCCGGGGCCUCCACUGCUUCCACCGACGACCUCUGCUCGGACCUGGAGGAGACAGAUUCAGAGCAAAGUCAGGUUUCAUCCUCGGAGGAGGCCGAACUCUAUGAUGCCUCCCCUUACUACAAGUCAAUGUGGAGACCCUGGUAGAAGCUUUUCAUUGUGCAGAACCAUCAGACGAGAUAAUCAUUGUCUUUCAGUAGAAACUAUCGACCAAAUAAUAACACAACAAACCUGUGAGUUCUAGGGCUAGUUUUGGUCAUUCUGUGUAUAUAUUUGCCUGUUAAAAAGCCUAAACUGUAGCAAUACAUUACUAAAUGUGUGUAAAUAAGCUUUAAUUUCACUGUUUUUUCCCCCACCUAUUUAUACAUGUUA
Synchiropus splendidus (mandarinfish) is the source of this 981-nucleotide messenger RNA. It is a transcript of the gene hes6, whose product is annotated as hes family bHLH transcription factor 6. The transcript has 4 exons. Gene Ontology annotation, biological process: regulation of neurogenesis; anterior/posterior pattern specification; regulation of transcription by RNA polymerase II. Lineage: Eukaryota; Metazoa; Chordata; Actinopteri; Syngnathiformes; Callionymidae. Gene Ontology annotation, cellular component: nucleus. The coding region runs from base 136 to 756 and encodes 206 amino acids. Gene Ontology annotation, molecular function: DNA-binding transcription factor activity, RNA polymerase II-specific; protein dimerization activity; RNA polymerase II cis-regulatory region sequence-specific DNA binding. The record is from RefSeq and is a predicted model, not a curated record.